Messenger RNA from Balaenoptera ricei (Rice's whale), 3065 nucleotides. Its product is annotated as zinc finger X-linked protein ZXDB. The record is from RefSeq and is a predicted model, not a curated record. Gene Ontology annotation, biological process: regulation of transcription by RNA polymerase II. Lineage: Eukaryota; Metazoa; Chordata; Mammalia; Artiodactyla; Balaenopteridae. The transcript has a single exon. Gene Ontology annotation, molecular function: transcription coregulator activity. Gene Ontology annotation, cellular component: nucleus. Bases 108 to 2576 code for a protein of 822 amino acids.
GUUUCUGCGCAUUGCACAUUUUUUUUUUUCCUUUCAGGAACGUGUUCGGGCCCGCGGCAGGGGGCGGGGUCGCGCCUCCUCCGCGACUCUGGUUCCAGCGGAGCCUCAUGGACGCGGAGAUGGAAAUCCCGAGGCUGCUCCCGGCUCGCGGGUCGCGACAGGGCGGCGGCGCUGGCAGCCCCGGGGGCGGCGGCCGGAUCCACGGAGGUCCUGACCCGCGGGCCGGCCAGGCCCCCGCGCGCCGCCUCCUGCUGCUCCGGGGCCCCCAAGAUGGCGGGCCCGGGCGGCAGCGUGAGGAGGACCGCGCGGCCUCCCCGGGCCCGGGCCCUAGCCCGUUGGUGCCGAGGCCCGAUCACGCUGGUGGCGGCGGCGGCGGCGGCGGCGGCGGCGGCCGCGGCGGCGGCGAUGGCGAUGACUUCUUCCUGGUGCUGCUGGACCCGGUGGGUGGAGACGUAGAUUCCACGGGCGCCGGCCAGGCCGCAGGGCCCCUAUGGAGGGAGGAGGCCGGGCUGGGCCCACGGUUCCAGGGGCACGAAAGCGGCGCGAACCCCGAGGGCCGCCCUUCGCUGGGCCCCAGCUGCCUGUCCGCUAUCCGCGCCCCAGUCCCGGCCCUGGCCCCGAUCCCCGCCCCAGGCAUGGGCCCCGCCGCGGCCUUCGCGGGCACCGUCACCAUUCACAACCAAAACCUGCUGUUGCGCUUCGAGAACGGCGUCCUCACCCUGGCCACGCCCCCGCCGCCAGCCUGGGCGCCUGGGGUCGCCCCUGCCCCGCAGCCCGGGGGUCUGAUCGCCCCGCAAGCGGGGAUCCCGCACGCCGCGCAGCCUGGCGACUGUCCCGAGCUGCCGCCCGACCUCCUGCUGGCCGAGCGGGCCGAACCCGCGCCCGCCCCAGCGCCCGAGGAGGAGGCGGAGGGCCCGGUUGCUGCUGAGGGUCCCCGCGGGCCGCUAGGCCCGGGCCAGGGCAUGGUGCUGUACCUGUGUCCUGAGGCGCAGUGCGGACAAACCUUUGCCAAGAAGCACCAGCUGAAGGUGCACCUGCUGACGCACAGCAGCAGCCAGGGCCAGCGGCCCUUCAAGUGCCCCCUGGGCGGUUGUGGCUGGACCUUCACCACCUCGUACAAGCUCAAGAGGCACCUGCAGUCACACGACAAACUGAGGCCCUUUGGCUGCCCGGCAGAGGGCUGUGGCAAGAGCUUCACCACGGUGUAUAACCUCAAAGCGCACAUGAAGGGCCAUGAGCAGGAGAACUCAUUCAAAUGCGAGGUGUGUGAGGAGACCUUCCCCACGCAGGCCAAACUCAGCGCCCACCAGCGCAGCCACUUCGAGCCUGAGAGACCCUACCAGUGCGCGUUUUCGGGCUGCAAGAAGACGUUUAUCACAGUGAGUGCCCUGUUUUCCCAUAACCGCGCCCACUUCAGGGAACAGGAACUCUUUUCCUGCUCCUUUCCUGGCUGCAGCAAACAGUACGACAAGGCUUGUAGGUUGAAAAUUCACCUUCGGAGCCACACUGGUGAGAGACCGUUCCUUUGUGACUUCGAGGGCUGUGGCUGGAACUUCACCAGCAUGUCCAAACUCCUAAGACACAAAAGGAAGCACGACGAUGACCGGAGGUUCAUGUGUCCUGUAGAAGGCUGUGGGAAAUCUUUCACGAGGGCCGAACAUCUGAAAGGCCACAGCAUAACCCACCUGGGCACAAAGCCUUUUGUGUGCCCCGUGGAAGGCUGCUGUGCCAGGUUCUCUGCUCGCAGUAGUCUCUACAUUCACUCCAAGAAACACUUGCAGGAUGUGGACACUUGGAAAAUCCGAUGCCCAGUCUCCACUUGUAAUAAACUCUUCACAUCCAAGCACAGCAUGAAGACCCACAUGGCCAAAAGGCACAACCUGCGCCAGGAUCUCUUAGCUCAGCUAGAAGCUGCAAAUUUUCUUACGCCGAGCAGUGAACUUACCAGCCAGGGGCAGAAUGACCUCAGUGAUGCAGAGCUUGUGUCUCUCUUCUCUGAUGUGCCCAGUAAUAGUUCUGCUGCAGUAUUGGACACCGCAUUGAUGAACUCUGGGAUCUUGACUAUUGAUGUGGCUUCUGUGAACUCAACUCUGGCAGGUAAGCUCCCUGCUAAUAAUAAUAAUAAUUCCUUAGGGCAGGCGGUGGACCCUCAGGCCUUGAUGGCCACCAGUGACCUUCCUCAAAGUCUGGAUACCUCACUCUUCUUUGGAACGACAGCCGCUGGUUUUCAGCAGAGUCCCUUAGAUACAGAUGAUGUCUCAAGUCUAAGUGCGGGGCCGUUGGGAUCUCUGAGCUCUUUGGCUAUGAAAACCUCGAAUCAAGAGCCCCAAGCUUUGACCCCCAGCAGUAAGCUAACAGUAGACACAGAUGCUCUGACUCCUUCGAGCACCCUUUGUGAAAACAGUGUCUCAGAACUACUGCCACCAACCAAAACGGAAUGGAACGUACGCCCUGACUCUGACUUCUUUGGACAGGAGGAAGAAACCCAGUUUGCAUUCUCCAAUCCAGCAGGAAACCAUGGGUCUCAGAAAGAAACAGAUCUUAUCACAGUGACUGGCAGCUCAUUUUUGGUAUGAACUAAACUCUAUUCAUUCCUUGCCACAUGGCUUAUUUUAUUGGUGACACUUAAUUUUAAGAGUAUUCUGGACUAAAUGUUUAAAUGCAGUCAUUUCUUAUAGGUUUGAAAAAGAACAGAGCCCUGGGCUACAAGUUUGGAGAUUUAAAUUCUGAUCUUGAGUCUGGAACUGACAGGUUGUGUGACCCUGAGCAAGUCACUUAUCCUAUCUGAGCCUUAAUUUCCUUAUUUAUAAAAUGAGGUGGUUUGAAUAGAUUGUUUCUAAGGUCUUUUCACCUCUAUGAUUCCUUGAUAAUAUGCUUCUUUCCUUGAAAAAAAUUAGGACAUUUUUCAGUGAUGUUGCAUGUGCUUUUUUUCAAACAUGCAUAAAAUACACAUAAUAGUAGAAUGAACAUUCAUGUAUAUGACACCCAACUUCAGCUAUUAUCAAUUCAUGAACAUUUUUGUUUAUAUAAUCUCCAUUCUCACCCUCUCCCAGUAUUAUUUUAAA